This is a messenger RNA of Drosophila rhopaloa, 1217 nucleotides long. RefSeq names its product carboxypeptidase B-like. Gene Ontology annotation, biological process: proteolysis. The transcript has 2 exons. The coding region runs from base 1 to 1083 and encodes 360 amino acids. The record is from RefSeq and is a predicted model, not a curated record. Gene Ontology annotation, molecular function: metallocarboxypeptidase activity; zinc ion binding. Lineage: Eukaryota; Metazoa; Arthropoda; Insecta; Diptera; Drosophilidae.
AUGUGGCGACCUCUGUCCGCGAUCGUCUUUCUUGUGGCGAUCGUUAAUCCGCUGGCGGAGACGAGACACCGAGACCAACUUCAACUGGAUGACUACCUCGACUACGACGGGGUGAUGGAGUACCUGGAUCAGCUGGCACGAACAUACCCCGAUCGGAUCACACUAAAGGACAUGGGUCUAACGUACGAAAAUCGUUCCCUAAAACUCGCCAUGAUAACGAACGGAGAUGGGCGUCUGGGAAAGAGGGUGAUAUUCAUGGAUGCCGCUCUGCACGCCCGCGAAUGGAUGACCCCCGUGGCCGCCCUCUAUACCAUUUAUAAGUUGGUAGUUGAGUUCGAGGAAAAUGCCGAUCUUCUGGCCGAUUUUGAUUGGCACAUUAUGCCACUGGCGAAUCCGGAUGGUUACGAGUACUCUCGCAAAACGAAUUCUACGUGGAGGAACACGAGGACACCGAAUGUCGGCGACUGCAUCGGCACCAAUCUCAACUACAACUUUGAACUGGGCUGGGGAGUCGGUUUUCCGGAGCUUAAAGAUUCUUGCGAUGAGAAUUAUGCGGGCAGUGCACCAUUCACCGAGGUGGAGUCACGUACAGUGCGGGACAUAAUGCACAGCCUGAUGCAAAGUGAGCGAGGCGUCAUGUAUCUUUCCCUGCACUCGUCCAUCCGGAUGGUUUUCUAUCCUUGGAUCUAUGACAGUAAACCGUUGUUAAAUGAAGGGGAACACGUUGAAAUCGCCAAAUUCGUGGCCGAUCAAAUAUUUCAAAGUUCUAGCACGGUUAUACGGACAUGGCAAUAUGGCGAAGAAUUCGGCGGUACUAGCAUCGAUUAUGCCUUUUACGUGGGAUUUCCCUUAUCGUUUGCCUUCGAGUUGUCAGGAUUGGACCAUAAUCACGUGGAUCACGGGUUUUUUCCACCAACCUCGGAGAUUCGCCGCCUAGCUGAUGAAUCGUGGACGGGUAUUCGAGCCUUUGGCAAGAAGGCCAUUGAAAAAUAUCCGCCCUCCAGGGCAAUACAUCAGUCCCAGGAACACAGAACUACCGAAAAUUCAGCAACACGGACUUGGGGCUUAGAUCCAGUGGUUUAAACAACUACGCUGCUUUUUGCACAUUUCACCAAAAAUAUUUUAAACUUUAAAAUGUGACAAAACUAAAUACUAUUCUUAAAUCUUUCUUAAUUCUUAGUUCUCAAUAAGCUGAAUUAUGGUUAUAGUUUGAAAUU